CCUGCAUUGAUGGCGCUGUGGCGCAUAUGAUGUCUGCAAGCGCUGAUUGAAUAAAACCGCCGAAGAAGAAGCGCUGCAGCUGUUCAUCAUAAGAGUGUUUGACAGUGUAUGGUAGUUUUCUCUCUUUAAGCUGACAUCUAUUCAGUCUUCAGUUUUAGUGGGGAGUUGGUGCAGCUGCAACGAUGUCCAAGCAGAGCACAUUGACCGCAGCUGUGGCCACUAUGUUAGGAGCCACUCUCGGUGGUCUUUUCCUCUGGCGCAGCAUCCGCACUCAGAAGAGAAAGGCCCUGAAGGGCCCCGCUUUGGCUGAGCCUGUACAAGCCCAGCUAGUAGCGGAAAUCGCCCCCUCACCAGAGCCGUCAGCACCGCCACAAACCCAGAAACUUCUGCGCACACAAACAAUGUUGGAGGUGCCGCCUGUGAUCGUGAGUUCUCUAGAGGAGUGGGAAGCGCUUUGGCCUGCAUUUCAAAAGGACCUUUCGGUGUAUCCAGUUUUGGGAUUGGACUGUGAAUGGGUAAAAAGCAUGCGUGUGUCUGUCAAAGGCAAGGCCUCUGCGGUUUCCUUACUCCAGUUGGCGACAUUCUCCGGCCGCUGUAUGCUGGUCAGACUGCUGAUGUUUCGUAAUGCGCAGCUUCCUCUACCUAAGGGUCUCGUGGGGGUCCUGUCUGACCCCCGUGUGCUGAAGGUCGGGGUGGGAUGUUAUGAGGAUGGGAAACGCCUGACCCAUGAUCAUGGUCUGACUCUGAGUUGCACCGUGGACCUGCGUUACCUGGCCCUCAGACAGAGGCAAGCUGUGCUGAAUAACGGCUUGAGUCUGAAGUCUCUGGCUGCAGACCUGCUGAAUGUCACACUGGACAAAUCUCUGGAGCUGCGCUGCAGUGACUGGGAGGCUGACGUUUUGACCCAGGAACAGAUGACCUACGCAGCACGUGAUGCCCAGAUCUCUAUUGCCCUGUUCCUCCACCUGCUGGGGAUGAACAAAGAGCCCCGUCUGCCCGCUGAGGGUGAAGCUGCAUUUGUCCAGCUGGCAUCAUAUUGCCAGGGGCUGGUGGAUGUGCCCUUUAGGGGACGCUAUGGCGGAGAGGGGGAAGAAGGGGAGAGAAGGCGGAGAAGCCGAAAGUCUACUGUGGAGAGUCCUGAGUCUGGAGACCAGCAAGUUCCAGACCCGCGGCGGAACAAACGCAAACCACUAGGAGUUGGUUACUCGGCCAGGAAAUCACCCCUUUAUGAUAACUGUUUCCUUCAUGCUCCUGAUGGUCAGCCACUCUGCACAUGUGACAAGAAGAAAGCAAAAUGGUACCUGGAAAAGGGUAUAGGAGAAUUGGUCAGUGAAGAUCCCUUCAUUGUCCGGCUGCUAUUUGAGCCGUCAGGCCGUCCGGACUCCCAGAAAGACUACUACCUCACAGCCAAAGAAAAUCUCUGUGUGGUGUGCGGAAAAGCAGAGUCUUACAUCAGGAAGAACAUUGUCCCACACGAGUACAGGCGCCACUUCCCAGCUGAGAUGAAGGACCACAACUCGCACGACAUCCUGUUGCUGUGCACGUCCUGUCACGCGGCUUCAAACGUCCAUGACGGGAUCCUGAAGCAGCAGCUGGCAGAGGAACACUCGGCCCCACAGGGCUGUGAGGAGGGCAUUCGGCUGCUCGAGGACGCAGACCGGCGACGGGUGCGCUCGGCCGCCCGGGCUCUCCUCAGCGCCAGCGACGGGAUGCCCGAAUCCAGAAAGGAGGAGCUCCUGUCAGUCAUCCAGAGCUUCUUCUGCAACGGACAGCAGGAGGUCAUGCAAGAGAUGCUUCAGAAAGCUGCAGCAUUGGAAACCAGGAUCUUCAAUGAGAGUUAUGUGCCACAUGGACUGAAGGUAGUGCAGGCGUAUGCCAAGCACGGUCUGCGUGGCCUAAUGGAACUGGAGCGCUGUUGGCGACAACACUUCCUGACCAGCAUGCAGCCCCGCCAUUUGCCCCCUCUCUGGUCCGUCAACCACAACCAUGACAAAUAUCUGCGCAAGUACGGUGAGGACCUUCAAAUCCAGCUCAACUGAGCUCCUCGCCACCCAAACAAAAAGAGACUUUGUGCUACAACUGCUGGAAUAGGAAGGUUCCAACUGUGUGUUUAACACCUUGGUGUCCUUGUCCUAUGUUGUUUGAGUAUGUACCAGAGAUAGACUCUCCCUGGCCACAGGAAAGCCCUGGUGUUAACUUCCAAAUGAGAAAAGAAAAAAAAAAAAAAAACCCAAGACUAAACUGUGGCCCCAGUUUGACCGGGCUCUAAGGGACCAGAUGGAGAUUGGGUAACAGACUCUUUGGGGAUCGGAAGCCACUGUGGUGAACGGCAGAAUCUUAAACUCAAGGAUGGUGCAAGAAAAGAAAUGGUGAUAGGUAAAAUAACUGCAUAAUGUGCACACUUUUUAAUGUUUAAAAUGUUGAAAAGCAUUCUCAUUUCCCUGUGAAAAGUAGAUUCUACUGUAUUUUAACCAGCCUAAACCUGCUCUUCUUAAUUCUUAAUCAUGAAUUCAAUACAAGAUUCAUAGGCAGGUUUGAGGCCAUAUUAAAUGUUUUGUUAAAUGUUAAAUCCGUUUGUCUUGAGGCUAUACAAAAUGGCCAUUUUUACUUAAAUGCCCAUAAUGGAGCUUUAUCGUUUCAGUUUAAAAGUUUUUGUUUAGUGGGUUUUGAGGAAAACUCCAUUUAUCUUUGAAAGACUGGACCAAAUUAAGCACAGCUUGGCACAUCAUCUCUGUACAAUAAUCCGUCUCAGAGUCAGGACACCUCCAAAACAUACCAGAACAUCUUUCGGUGUGUGUGUAAUAUAUAUAUAUAUAUAUAUAUAUGUACACAUACAUACCCCUGACACAUUGAAGAUAGGCUAAAAUGAUGCAAGAAAUGAUCUACAUUCUUAUUCUCACAAAUCAAGAUUUGAUAGUGCCAGUUUGUGUUGUAUUUGCAGUUACAGCCAGAGAGAUUGAGCUCCAUGGAUGGUGUAACAUAUAAAUGGCCAAAUCAAGGACGUCUGAGCCUAACAUUCGUAAUUUAACUUAAGAAACACUACAGCUUUCCUUUUUAUUUACAUUUGUCCAGAUGUAACCUAUUAAAAGCUGCUGUGUUUCCUUAAUGUCAAUAAAAAGAUUAAAUUUCAUAUCUUUAGACUGGA
Messenger RNA from Megalobrama amblycephala (Wuchang bream), 3145 nucleotides. RefSeq names its product exonuclease 3'-5' domain containing 2 (gene exd2). Gene Ontology annotation, cellular component: cytoplasm; nucleus. Gene Ontology annotation, biological process: nucleobase-containing compound metabolic process. Bases 183 to 2039 code for a protein of 618 amino acids. NCBI's taxonomy places the organism in Eukaryota, Metazoa, Chordata, Actinopteri, Cypriniformes, Xenocyprididae. Gene Ontology annotation, molecular function: 3'-5' exonuclease activity; nucleic acid binding. The record is from RefSeq and is a predicted model, not a curated record. The transcript has 9 exons.